AGAAGACAAGAAGAUGGAUUGUGUUUGUUUGUGUGCUGCCUGACGACUGACCAGCUGGGAUGUCAGGGAUGGACGUGGUCGCCGUGGGCAACGACGAAACCUCAACAGCGGGAAACGGAACCUUCCACCGCCUCUCACCCACGUGGAAUGUGACGUCAGCCUCCUCCUCCUCCUCCUGGUCGCGGGGUCGGGGGGGCGGGAGUGUGCAGGUCUACGUCUGCCUCUUCCUGGGCCUCCUGCUGCUCCUGCUCAGCCUGCUCCUGGUGGCCCUCCACAGGCUGAAGAACAUCGUCUCCUCCUCCUCCUCCUCCACCUCCUCCACUUCAUCCUCGCUGCCCGACUGCGGCGGCGAAGGACGCUUCACCAACAUGGAGGUGUGCAGCGUCUCGUCUCGGACGUCCCCCACGUCCUCGCUGCGCACCUGA
This is a messenger RNA of Entelurus aequoreus (snake pipefish), 425 nucleotides long. Its product is annotated as serine-rich and transmembrane domain-containing protein 1-like. Gene Ontology annotation, cellular component: intracellular membrane-bounded organelle. The transcript has 2 exons. The record is from RefSeq and is a predicted model, not a curated record. The coding region runs from base 60 to 425 and encodes 121 amino acids. NCBI's taxonomy places the organism in Eukaryota, Metazoa, Chordata, Actinopteri, Syngnathiformes, Syngnathidae.